This is a messenger RNA of Mytilus trossulus (common blue mussel), 4600 nucleotides long. RefSeq lists its product as uncharacterized. Bases 455 to 1783 code for a protein of 442 amino acids. Lineage: Eukaryota; Metazoa; Mollusca; Bivalvia; Mytilida; Mytilidae. The record is from RefSeq and is a predicted model, not a curated record. The transcript is spliced from 2 exons.
AUUUGAUAUCUUUGUUAACUUCCUGUUUUGAAAAUCCAACACAGCUGGUUUCUACAACGAACUUAAUAUAUUGAAUAAAUUACACAGUCAUUACAAUGUACCUGUACAGAAUUUGAACAUCUUUAGAAGAUUACUUGGCUUAGUCUGACAUGUCUGAGUGAUGUGAAGUAAAGAAAAGCAAGAAAGAUGGUUUGGUAUAGCUGCCAGUCAGCUUUACAACUGAAACAAAAGAGAUGUAAUCCUUAAAUGUGAGACUUGUGUAACCAUCGUUUCCAGUACAAGUAUUAUAUGAUUGAAAGCCAUUUCUACCUCAGUUAACAUACAAAGUCAAUUUAGCUUCCUCAUUUUAAAUAUUAUAUGUGCCAUAUGGAUAUAACAUUAUCUUCUCAAAGAAUAUAGUCAUUCAAAUUUACAAACUAGUCUUUUAUUUUUGUAGUCUUAUUACGCUUUAAAUAUGAACGUGAGGCCCAUUGUGUUUGUUGUUGUCGUUGUAUGCUGUACGGUUGCAGGAUGGAUUAUUGGACACCAUACACUUAUUCGAGCGAACAACGAAACUGGUCAAUCGGAAAAUGGACAAGUGGUGGAAAAGACCAGCUUUGUUGAACAAAAGAAAAUGUUGAAACAGGGAGAUAAAUCUAUACAAAAUCAAAUAUCUACCACAAAGGGAGGUAACUUAGAUAAAAAUCAACAGCUCUCUGUAAAACAAAAUCAAAAAUCUUCUGGAAAUAAUAGAAAUGCCUUGAUGAACACUGUUAUAAAUAAUGAUAAGGUUAUUAACAGUAUUAAAAUCAGUGAGGGAAGAAAAACAAAUAAAAAGCCUUCUUUUAUAUCAGCUGUAAAAGCUAAAAUGCAGCCUAAUGCCAAAAACAUUCAACAAGCAAUAAGAAAAGCUAAGCCUGUUGUCACAGAUGUCAAUGUAAACAAUGGUUUGAAAGUGUACUCUCAUAAUGGAAAAGAUUGGAUUCCUGAUAACAGCAUUUGUCAAACAAAAGAUCACUUCAUAAAAGCUUCAUUGGUAAAUUCCUGGGGUUAUACACCAAUUUAUAUUCAUAGUCCACUUGAUGACAAAUGGAUCAGUAAGGACCUGAUGAAUAGUGGACAUUGGGAAGGAGAAUUAGUGAAUCUAGUGUCACGACUUCUCAAAACAGACAACGAUUUACAGUUUGUAGACUUAGGAGCGAACAUUGGAGUAUUUGCGCUGUCUAUAGCAAAGCUAGGAAGGAAAGUGAUAGCAGUUGAACCAUUGUCAAUUAAUUUACAGAGAUUAUGUAAGUCUGUCGAAUCUGGUGUUUCAUCAGACGGCAAGCCAUUUUCUGAAAAAGUCACUAUUAUACACAAUGCUCUUUCAGAUAUUCGUGAAAAAGUAGAGCUCGGGAAAGAUUUUCAAAAUGUUGGUGGAACAUACGUCUUGAAAGAUAGCAAUGAGAAAAAAGUUCAAGGUAGUACAAUUAUUGGAAAAUACAAAGAUGUUGUCAUGACAGCCAAAUUGGAUGAUAUCCUUCAACUUCCAAAUUUUGAUUUAAAAAAAGUUGUUCUAAAAAUAGAUGUAGAAGGAUAUGAAACCAAAGUUUUUAAUGGCGGAAACAAUUUUUUUGAUACUGUAGAUGUAAAAGCGGUUCUUAUGGAAUGGCGCUGGCACGAAGGAGCUCACGAUCUACAACAGCUGUUGGAUUUUUUUCUGAAACGGAAUUAUAAAGCAUACAAUCCCAAAGCUAAUCCACUAAUUCAACUUAAACCAGAAAAUGCUCAGAGAUGGCCAGGAGAUGUUUUGUGGAAAAAGUAAUUUCUAAGAUGGGGAGGCAUGUUGUAUUUAGAAUAGCUUUCACAAACAUGACAAAAGCUCGAAAUAACAUUUUAUAUUUUGAUGGCAUUGUUUGUAUGCAGCAUAUACUGAAAUCUAGCUUAAUAAUUUAUCUAACUUGAUUUGUUCAUUGUUCAACAUUCUAGUCAUAAAUGCACACUAGCAUUUCUGAAAUUCAGGUGUAUUUUAGAUUUCAAGUUUAUUCCAAUGAAUGAAAUUUCAAAAAGCCUUGACAAUUCAUGUACAUUCCAGUUCCAAACGAAAGGUUCAAAGCCUAUUGAUUUUUUUUACUAUUCAGUUUUGAAAAAGAGAAAUUCAGUAAGAAUAGUUAAAUAAUUUAAUUUGGGGUAGGGAUACAUUGUAUAUUCUCAUAGAUGUCACUGUAUGUAUACAUGUAGUUUAUAUUAUAAAUAAUAUAUAUAUAACAUUUUUUUUCGAAUUUUAUUUUAUUCCAAAUACUACCAUAACUAAUGCAGCAGUUUUAUUUAUGCUUUAAUUUUAUUUUUUUUCUACAAUUUCAUCAUAAAAUAUUACUAUUACUAUACAUAUAUUUAACUUUCCAAAAUACCUUUUCAGAAGAGAGAUAACUCUUGCACUUAAAAGACAUAGAGGCAAGAUUUGCCAAUAUGAAGAUAGGAAAUGAUUCUAUUAAUCAUGUUAUUAUAUAAGUAUUUGAGUAUCUUGCAAUGUAUAGAUUGUAUUUCAGAUUCAAAAAGACAAAGUACACCAAACAUUGCACAUCAUUUCAACAAUCAAAUUUUGUACGGGAAACAAUUACUUUUUCUUUAUAAUCAAGCUAUUACUUUCCUUAAAAUAUGUCAUUUUGUAUUGGCAUUGUUCAUUUUUUUAUGUAUUGAAUAAUUCUUGUUCGUUGUUGUUGAUUGACAUUAUUAGAUGACAAUUUGUUUACACACAAAAAGUAUUGAUGUUUGGAAAAAGAGCAUUAAUUUUGAUAUUUAGAAAUGAUAACCAUGAUUGCUCAUGAUUAAGAACAUGAAGAAGUUAUUUAUUUUCUAAAUUGAUUUUUAACAUGCAGUUUUACACAAAUUUACUUAUUCAAAUAAUUCUGUCAGCUCAAAGGUUGUAUGUAUAAUUUUUGAAAAAAAUGUUAAAUGUAAUCAGGGUAAUGUUAAGUGAUGUACUGAUUUUGUUGAGUACAUUCUUGGAUAAUUAUUUUGUACAGUUGACAUGUUUGAUCCAUGAAUUGUUUUUUUGCUACUAGUCUAGAUUUUGUACUGUUGAUUUAGCACAAAUAUGAAUUGUUAUUUUCAAUUUUGAUUUUUGUCCUCAAGUGCCCUUUGUCUACAUCAUUUACAUGUACAUUUGUAUGAUUUGGAAGUAGAUGUAUUAAUUAUUGUCUGUUUAUAUUGAAAAGUAUUAACUUUUGUAAUACUGUUUUAUGCUGAGCUUGUGUCUGAUCAAAGUUUUCUGGGCGUACUUAUAUUUUCAUUUAACAUGUUUAACAAGAUGAUGUUUAAGGUAUUUUACCCACCGUACACCAAGUGGUUGUACAUGUAUAAAGAGCUUUAAAAUUGUGUACUUAAAUUUUUUUAAACAACUCUCUUUUGCUUUACAUAAACAUAUCUUUUACUAUUCUAGAAUUAUUUCAUUUUCAUAUUCAAUCACGUCCUUUAUCUAGCUUAUUCAUAAUAGAGAGCAUAGUUUCCCUCAGUCAGUUCGUCACUAUGCAUUUUUGUUUCUGAAAGAAAAUAUUUUUGAAUAAAAACAUUAUUGAAUUUACAUCUAUUGUAUAGUUACUUAAUUAAUAUUAAUCAAAUAUAGUUUACUUUAAAUACAUGUAUUAAAUACAUUUUACUUUAAUUAAAUAUGUUGGUUUGGGUAAUAUAAUAAAUCAGUAUUAUUUAUAUAUAUAUAUAUAUAUAAUUACAUUAGAUGUAAGUUUCAUUAUAAUACGUUAUUCUGAUUGGCUAACAUGUUAUUCCGUAAACAAUUGCAUCAGACAAUAACAUUUAUCAUGCAUGAUGACACGAGGUCCGACAAAAAAGUGCACAGGUGAAUUAAAUAAAACUGGAUAAAAAUCGUGUUUUGAUGAUUUUAGCUAAAAAAAUGUAAUUAUAAGUAUUGAAUACUUCUUUUUGAAACUUUAUAGGGUUGUUAAAGCGUUGACCGUGCGUACAUUUUUAGAAUGAAGCGCUUCCGCGCUUCAUACAAAAUGUACUUCGGUCAACGCUUUUACCACCCAAUAAAUUUACAAAAAGAAGCAUUCAAUUCUUAAAUAACAUGUAUUUUCUUUUCAUGAUUUAUUCCAUGACAAAAUAGUGAAAAUACGCAAUUAAGGUGGUACCUAACACUACAGGGAGAUAACUCUGUAAAAUCAGCUAAAUGUUUUAAUUACGUAAAAUCAGUUAAACGUUUUAAUUACGUUGUGUUGUUAAGGGAAUAUUAAGCUUCUCAUUGAUCAAAACUAGUGUUUUUCAAACUGCUAUAUAAUCAAUGUAAUUUUUCUGAUAAAACGGUUGGUUCAAAUGAUUUGAAAUUUUUAUAUUUUUGUUAAAGUGUUAUAGUAAAUACUUUUAAAGUAUUUACUAUAACACUUUGACAAAGUCUUUGUCAAAAUUUUAUGAAAAUUAAACGACCCAAUUUAAUUUAUAAGUGAAGGUGUCGGGUACAACCUUAAUCAUCAGGAUCUUGAAAUACAGAAAUUGAUGGCACUAUAAUCAUGUCAAUAAGUUUUUACAUAAAAUAGUCAAGACAUGUUUGCAGCUUUGUUCCAGCUUAAAUGAAUAGGAAUAUGUAUUUGGUGCAUUUUAUUUUUUUAAAUUAAAAAAAUGCAUAAUA